Knipowitschia caucasica is the source of this 297-nucleotide messenger RNA. The record is from the annotation of a GenBank genome assembly. Lineage: Eukaryota; Metazoa; Chordata; Actinopteri; Gobiiformes; Gobiidae.
AUGCGGGGCCAGGGGGGUCACCUGACUGCAGCCGGGGCCUCUGGGAACAGGAAGUAUGACAUCACUGCACUGACACUCGGGAAUGUGGGAAUGCUGCUGCUGCCGUUACCGCGGAUACAGGAAAACCAGACAGAGGCCAGAGCGGUGGACACAGCAAAUACCUCAGAGAAAGAGAGGAGGGGGACUCUGCACCCAGCCUCACGUUUCUGCACGUGGGCUCCUGAUGUAACAGGCCCCGAGACGCAGACCGAAAGCAGAACCUCAUCACAUCCCGACACAAGGCCACGGCACAAGUGA